AAUUCUCUUUCCCUUCGCCUGUUCUUUCGUUUUCUUUCGGUCUCCUCUGCGUCACUCGAAUUCCUUUCCAUCAAGGGCACUCUCUUCACCUAUUUACGAUCUCGUUUCUCUCUUGCAUCUUUCGUUUUGGAUACGAUUGUGCUUUCCUUUGGAUUCUUUUGGGUUGAUUGCAUCCAGAGACCCCCCCGUUUUUCAUCCCUCUGGAUUGGGAAUUUAGGAUUCUUGGGCCGGGAAGUAGGGCUCCUCCUUGUAGUUAUUGGAGUUUGGUGGAAAUGUUGGGGAGUAGCGUGCAGUUGGGACGCGGGCAUGGGGAGGAUCGCGUCUGCUACGCCGAUAAGGCACGGUGGAGCCGCCACAGCCACCAACGGCACUACCAGCAGAGUCCAUGGAGGUCUUCAAGCACCUCCGCCGCCGGAACUUACCCCGCCCCUUCCUUUGCUUCUGGGAGCUCCGCAGAGGCUGUUGUGUCGGUCUCCGGCACCCGUGAGCAGGAGAACCGAGCAGGAACAGAGGAAGAUUGUCCGAAGACCGGGAUCGCGUCCGUUUCAUCUUGGGGUCCUUCUGUUGCGCAUUCUUGUAACUUGAAACGAUUCUUGGAGUCCAUAACUCCGUCCGUCCCGGCGUUGUACCCUUCCAAGAUGGAGAAGAGGGGAUGGAGGGCUUCUGACCAGGAGUGCCGGCCGUACUUUGCGCUGGCGGAUCUCUGGGUCUCGUUCACGGAGUGGAGCGCGUAUGGUGCUGGCGUUCCGCUGGUUCUGAGCGGAGCGGGCAGCGUGAUCCAGUACUACGUGCCUUACUUGUCUGGAAUCCAGUUAUAUGGUGAAUCGAACAGGCCCUUUUCUGAUUCUAGGGGACACGGUGAGGAAAGUGAUGGUGACUGUUCCCAGGAUUCUAGUAGUGAAGGAUGUAGUGACUAUGAACACGAAAAGGGCCUUGGGUGUUCAACAGAAUGGAACUCAAAUCAUGUCACUGGAACCUUGAAUCUUAGGAUUGAUAAAUUAUGUUUGAGAGAGAAACAUGGGCAUCAGCAAAAGGGAUCUUCAAGUGGUGAUGGAGAUUUUGGACAUUUUCGAGGUCACUUGCUCUUUGAGUUUCUUGAACAGGAUCCACCAUUCAUUCGUGAACCUUUAUCUGAUAAGAUUUCAGAUCUUGCACGGUGUUUCCCUGCAUUGAAGUCCCUUCGAAGUUGUGAUCUUUUGCCAUCCAGUUGGAUAUCAGUUGCAUGGUAUCCUAUAUAUCGAAUUCCUAAUGGCCCUACAUUGAAGGAUCUGGAUGCUUGCUUUUUGACCUUUCAUUCUCUUUCCACACUGAUGAAAGAUGAUGGUGGUGCCUCCGGCCCUUCAAUUUCAAUUUUACAAGGGGUUAAUGGUGUUCCUAUGGUCUCCCUUCCUGUUUUCGGACUUGCAUCUUACAAGUGUCGGGGUUCCAUAUGGACUCCUAAUGGUGGCACCGAGAUGCAACUUGUGAAUUCCCUGAUGCAAGCUGCCGACGAUUGGGUACGACUCCAAAAUAUUAAUCACCCAGAUUACCGGUUCUUCACUUCGCACGGCACAUUCAGGAGAUAGAACUACUAUCACCCUGGUUUCAUUUGUGCUCAAAUUGGAUCAUGGGCAAUAAGUCGGGAUGCACAUUAGCAGUGGCCUUCGAUCUACUGUGUUGUGGAGCAAGUAAUGACAAAAAAUAAAAAAGCAAGUGUGAAAGCACAAAAGCGGGGUAAUAGGAGGCAAAAUCCUGUGAGAAGAAAAAGAAGGAUCAGAGAAGGUAUAAUUUGUGAAGAGGAACCAAAAGAUGAUCAGACCGAGAAAAAAGGUAGCCCAUGAAGGAGAUAAUUUCUCAUCCAUAUAACCUGGUGGAUGAUGAUGGUGUAUGUUUUGGUGUGUUUUGUUGGAAUGGUUACCUGAAAGGACAUUUUAUUGUUCACAUGUCCAGAUUGGUCCGUAACAUAAGCUUACUUUCUGGGCAUGUCUGACAAUGAUACCUUCGCGAUGCCCACCAAAAUCAAACUGUUGUGUUUUAGCAUAAUGAGCACUUCUAAUAGGUUGAUGACA
Molecule: messenger RNA, 2048 nt
Organism: Musa acuminata AAA Group (dessert banana)
Lineage: Eukaryota; Viridiplantae; Streptophyta; Magnoliopsida; Zingiberales; Musaceae
Exons: 6
Coding region: 273-1565 (430 amino acids)
Source: RefSeq, a predicted model, not a curated record